This is a messenger RNA of Naegleria lovaniensis, 363 nucleotides long. RefSeq lists its product as uncharacterized. Bases 1 to 363 code for a protein of 120 amino acids. NCBI's taxonomy places the organism in Eukaryota, Heterolobosea, Eutetramitea, Acrasida, Naegleriidae. The record is from RefSeq and is a predicted model, not a curated record. The transcript has a single exon.
AUGUUGAGCAGAGCAAGCACAUUCGCCAAGAAGACUAACGUUAUUCAAUUUACUCAAAACACCCAGAGAUCCCUUCACACAAAUCCAGUCUAUGACUACAAGGGAGCAUGGAAGACAUACAAGGGAGCUAAAUGGCAAGCCUUCGCUUUGGGAGCCAUUGCCUGUGUACUCGCUCCUCUCUGGGUUUAUAAAGUUGAACAUGAUGAAAUCAGAACCGUCUAUGUUUUUGACGGAAAGCCAGCAUUUGCUAAACUGAGAGCCAAGACUCAUGCUUGGGGAGAAUGCCUUGAUUGUGGUCUCUUUGAUAGAGAUUGUCAAGCUAUGUGCAAGCAAAUUAUUGCUGCUAAGAAGAAAGGUCUCUAA